This is a messenger RNA of Exophiala bonariae, 1092 nucleotides long. RefSeq lists its product as uncharacterized. NCBI's taxonomy places the organism in Eukaryota, Fungi, Ascomycota, Eurotiomycetes, Chaetothyriales, Herpotrichiellaceae. Bases 1 to 1092 code for a protein of 363 amino acids. The transcript has a single exon. The record is from RefSeq and is a predicted model, not a curated record.
AUGGUCAACCUCGACGAUGUUCGAAAGGCGAAUUCGUCACUGGUGCAAAGACAGCCCCUUGUCGCCGUCUUUACUGGAGGCACAGGGGGGAUAGGCCUAUCCACCCUCAAAACGCUUGCAGCUACGCAUUCAAGCAGCGGAAGGGGCCUCAGAGUUUACAUAACUGGCAGAAACCAGCACGCAACAGAAAAGAUCAUUGCGGACUGCUUGAACAUAUGUCCACAGGGCGACUUUCGAUUCAUUCAGGUUGCCGAUCUUUCAUUGUUACGAGACGUUGAUAGGGCGUGUGAAGAAAUAAUCAAAGAGGAAAAGGCAUGUGUAACCGCUGGAACCGCACCAAAACUUGACCUGCUGUUCAUGAGUCAGGGCGAGCUGUCCCUGAAGCCUUACACCACAGAUGCAGCCGAGGGUCUCGAGUUCCGUGUCUCGCUACUCUACUACUCACGGAUGAAAACAAUUCUCAAUUUGCUACCCCUUCUUCUGGAAUCCACUCUGCCAGCUCACAUAGUCUCUGUGUUCGCUGCAGGGAAAGAGGGAGAGCUUCAUCUCGAUGACCUCUCGAUGAGAGAUCCAAAGCACCAGGGCGUGGUUGGGACCAGAAGUCAUGUCACUUAUAUGACAACCUUCUUCUUCGAGUAUCUCGCCUCCAAACACCCGGGAAAAUUGAGCCUGGUCCAUGUUUAUCCUGGACUCAUCUUGACUGAUGGUUUCAAAUAUAUGCCGUUCUGGUUCAGGGUUAUUUGGCGGGCUGCGCUACCUGUACUCGGUCUCUUUUGCACUUCCUUGGAAGAAUGUGGCCAACGUGUGCUCUACCUGGCAGACCCUGAUCGUUUUCCGGCUCGAUCAUCUCGGGGUACUGCAGCAGCUGGCGGCAAUUCAACAUCGGAUUUGAAGCCUGCAGCGGCAAAGGGCACGGACCUCGAGCAUGGCAGUGGUGCAUAUGGUGUCACACUGGAUGGGGAGACCAUUCCAGAACAACAGAUCCAUCAGUCAUACGACAAGUAUCGGACUGGUGAUACUGGAAAAACGAUUGUUGCUCACACUCUGAAGGCAUUUGAUGACAUCAAAGCUGGGAAGGCCUUCACAGGUUAG